AUGCCAUCAUCAAACUCACUAGCUUCCAAAACCUUCCUCCCACUAGAAGUAGACUACACCGAAGGUUCGAUCUGUGAUGUGUGCGGUAGUCAAGACGGCAGCACUUUGGUUGAGGCCGGCAGUGGAAACCGUCUCUGCGAGGAUUGUUGGGAAGAAUCUAAACAGACCCAAGCAGCUGAGCUCAAUGACGAGCGCACAGUGGAGAAUGAAUCUUGGGAGGAAUCCAGUGACGACGAGGACCAGUAUGGUGGUGUAGAAGAGGAGAUGAAUGAAAACAACUACGAAUACGAAAUCGAAGAGCCCGAGGAAGAGGACGACGAUGAUGAUGAUGAUAUUUCAGAGGAUAGUAUGUGCCCCGACUUUGCUCAUCGGUCGGUGAUAGCGUUGGAGCUCGGACGGGCUGCUCAGGACCAGGAGGAGCUCCGUCUUAAUAAGGAGCUUUUGGAUGCUUUCAGCAACACUGAAGUCAACAGAGAUCUGUUGACUGAGAUGUGUAUCAAGAAUGUUAAGGAGGAGGAUGAGGAGGGGGAGGAGGAGGAGUCCAAGGCUCAGUCGAUCAGCUUUUCGACCGAGGGCUUAGUUCGAUUUUUCGAUUCGGCGGCUUCCAUGGCCGACACCCACAUUCACAGUCUCCCUCUAGAGAUAAAGGCGUUCGAUGGGCAGUCGAGCCACCAGGCUAACUACAUCGGUUCCACCACGAUGGAAGAAGACGACGACGACGAACCGAUGAUGGAGGACGAUUGUGAAGAGGAGGAGGAGGAGGUGAAAGAAGACGAUGAAGGGGAAGACGAUAGCCCAUCAACCGCUGAGAGCGAUGGGAAAGCCGACGAUGAUGAAGAGGAGGAUGAGGACUGGGAGACCAGUAGUCUGGCCGAGUACACUACAGAUGAAUUAUCAUAUAUACGGGAUCUCAUGGCCAUGCCACGGGGGGCCCUGUCCGAGCUGUAG
Molecule: messenger RNA, 948 nt
Organism: Perkinsus marinus ATCC 50983
Lineage: Eukaryota; Perkinsozoa; Perkinsida; Perkinsidae
Product: glucosidase 2 subunit beta precursor, putative
Exons: 3
Coding region: 1-948 (315 amino acids)
Source: RefSeq, a predicted model, not a curated record